This is a messenger RNA of Marchantia polymorpha subsp. ruderalis, 1273 nucleotides long. The record is from the annotation of a GenBank genome assembly. NCBI's taxonomy places the organism in Eukaryota, Viridiplantae, Streptophyta, Marchantiopsida, Marchantiales, Marchantiaceae.
GAAGGAACACUGUCAUGCGCCAGAGGAGUGGCGACGAACGAAAGAUGGUUCGAAGUCGGGAAGAUAAGGAAAGGCGGGCACAGGAGGGUCGGCACUGCGUCGUGAGACACAGCUUGAGCAAACCUCGCAAAGAUGGCUUGCAUGGCGCUACCCUGCAACUUCGGUCAGACUAGCACUUCGUGUUCGAAUUUCCGAAAUCCCGGGGUGUCACACACUCCUCCUCAAUUUCUCUUGGGACUCGGUAGUAGGCAGUGUCAGCCAUCGAAAGGCUUGAAAUUUGACACACCGUGUGGGAAUCAUUUCGUUGAGCUGUCUCGAAGCCGUGGACCGGAAAGUAGGAGAUUGCAAGUGAGGUGCUCUGAAGCUGCUGUCUCCACUGGCGCGGGACCUGUCGAAGCGCAGCCGACUUCGAAGAAUGUUCUGGUUGCGGGGGCUACUGGAGGCGUCGGGCAGCUCGUAGUUGCAUCUCUUCUGGAGAAGGGAAUCAAGGUACGGGCAUUACUCAGAAAUGCGGAAAAGGCAAAAGCUUUGUUCGGCGACCAAGGUGAUCGCUUUGAAUUUCGGAUUGCAGAUUGUAGGCAACCUGAUUCUCUAGACCAAUCUGUUGUGGAGGGCGUCACCCAUGUCAUUUGUUGCACAGGCACCACAGCAUUCCCAUCUAAGCGCUGGGAUGGAAAUAAUGGACCCGAGCAAACGGAUUGGCUAGCUGUUAGAAACCUGAUCGAUGCCCUUCCUUCAACCGUAGAAAAGAUUAUAUUGGUGUCCUCGGUCGGAGUAACCAAAUCUGAUCAGUUACCAUGGAACAUAAUGAAUCUCUUCGGGGUGCUCAAAUACAAAAAAUUGGGAGAAGAUUACUUGCGAAACUCGGGCAAGACGUUCACAAUCAUCAGGCCAGGAAGGUUGACGGAUGGGCCCUACACCUCGUAUGAUCUGAAUACAUUGCUCAAGGCAACUGCCGGAACUCGGCGGGAUGUCAUCAUCGGUCAGGGAGACAAACUCGUUGGAGAAGCGAGCAGGAUAGUAGUUGCCGAGGCAUGCGUGAAAGCGUUGGAUCUGGAUUGCACCAACGGCCAAACGUACGAGAUAAGUAGCAUCGAGGGUGAGGGUCCGGGCAAGGACCUGGACAAAUGGAAAAAAUUAUUCAUGUCCGCACAUUCUACAGUUUAGACGAGUAGAAUGUAGGCCAGGCAGCUUAAAAAAAUUCCACAACAAUAUUGACAAAUGAAAGUCAUAUAUUCUCAAAUGCUGCCUUCCAAUUGAAAUUUCACGGUGU